Messenger RNA from Coffea eugenioides, 1010 nucleotides. Its product is annotated as LIM domain-containing protein WLIM1. The coding region runs from base 163 to 744 and encodes 193 amino acids. The record is from RefSeq and is a predicted model, not a curated record. Gene Ontology annotation, molecular function: actin filament binding. Gene Ontology annotation, biological process: actin filament bundle assembly. The transcript is spliced from 5 exons. NCBI's taxonomy places the organism in Eukaryota, Viridiplantae, Streptophyta, Magnoliopsida, Gentianales, Rubiaceae. Gene Ontology annotation, cellular component: actin cytoskeleton; plasma membrane.
UUGGUCACCUCCACAUUACUCUAUCUACCUCCUCCGUCUCAAUCCUUAUCUAACCGCCUUUCCUCUGCUUUAGUGUCCCAGGGAGCUCUUAGCUGUUAAACUGAAAGAAACUUAGCAGAGAGAAGAGGUAGAAACAGAGAAAUAUCCAUACCUCCAUAGCCAAUGGCAUUUGCAGGCACAACCCAGAAAUGCAUGGCUUGCGACAAGACUGUGUAUUUGGUGGAUAAGUUAACUGCAGACAAUCGAAUCUACCACAAGGCUUGUUUUAGAUGCCACCAUUGCAAGGGCACCCUUAAGCUUGGCAACUACAAUUCCUUCGAGGGAGUUCUGUAUUGCAGGCCACAUUUUGAUCAGCUCUUCAAAAGAACUGGCAGCCUGGAGAAAAGCUUUGAAGGGACACCAAAAAUUGCAAAACCAGAGAAACCUGUUGAUUUUGAGAAACCACUGGCGAAUAAAGUUUCAAGCAUGUUUGUUGGAACAAGAGAUAAAUGUGUCGGCUGCAACAAGACUGUCUAUCCAACUGAAAAGGUCUCUGUAAAUGGGACUGCAUACCACAAGAGCUGCUUCAAAUGUACUCAUGGAGGAUGUGUCAUCAGCCCAUCCAACUACAUUGCCCACGAAGGGCGCCUAUAUUGUAAACACCAUCACAUUCAACUCAUCAAGGAGAAAGGCAACCUGAGCCAGCUUGAGGGUGACCAUGAGAAGAAUUCAGCCAGAGGCACAGAAGUAGCUGCAGAAUCAUAAUUUACCAUCUGCAGACUUUGAAUUUCAGUGCUUUACCUCUUGGUUUCCUUCUCUUCAACAUCAAUUUGGUUCUCUAGAGCCUGCAUUUUCAUCAAGUUAAGAAUAUUGAUUACAGGCACAAGAAAGUCGGAGUUGUCAAUGUCUUUUGUGGAUGUUCGUGGGCCUUUGAUGGCUAAUCUUGGCUUUGUGUUGUGAUCUUGUAAACCGUUGAAAACUGAUAUCUGAAGGCUUCAAAUUUCAGUCCAGAGUGAUUGCUCAUGCAUUAA